AUCGUCAUAAUAAAAAUAAACAUUUUAUCGCGUUAUUUCGGAAUUAAGACGCGGAACGUUUCUGUCGACGAAGUACGAUUGUUGUAGAUGAAGAUGUGAGAACCUAUGGCUGAAACCUUAAAUGAACGUAUAGAUAACUUGCGCAAGAGAAGUAGACUUUUGCUAGCACAGGCUGAUGAAAGUUCCAAGAAGGUUAAGCAAGAAAUUGAAAAACUCUACUCAGAGAAUUUAACACAGGGAGAAAAUUCUAAAAACCAUACAGAUAAUCAGACCAGAGGCAAUAGUAACUUCUACCGCAGAGGCAAUAGUAAAUCAUGGAAGUUAAGAAAUGAUUCUAGCAGUGUUGGUGCACUUUUGUGUCCAGAAAAUAUUUGCAAUAAUUCAAACUGUAUACUUGCAUCAAUGCCUAAUAUAUCAACAUCCAAAAGGGUGUUAACCUCGUCUAAAAAACAUUCUGAAGAGCAAGGACCAAAAAAUGUACAGAGGAAGCCGGUGAAGGAGUGUUAUUGCCAUUCCCAAAUUAAAAAGGUGCAGUUACGAUCUACGAGAACGCAACGCAAACAACAUUCGCCAUGCAAAUGCUGCAAAAGUCACGUUGACGUACCUUUUGUAAGGGACAGUCUUGAAAAGCCACUUUUAACUUCGCCGAUCAGUUGUGAAACUUUACGACGAGUGCAGAAGAUAGACUAUGCACCGAGAUCUCAAUUUUUACGAAAUGUACAAAGCAAAGUAUCCCUUCUACGAACUGCGGUAACCGGAGAUUGUCUAAGCGUGUGUCCUAGAUCGCCAUACUGCUAUGAUUUUAUGGCUAGAAAAAACAUGCAGAGCAUUGGAGCUCAGCUGAACAGCAAUAACAAGGAAUCGCAAACUACCGCUCGCUCAAUAAAAUCUAGAUCGUUGCUUAGAACAGCUACAAAUUCAUCAACUGUAGAGGAAGAACAAAGUCUUGGCUCCGAUAGCGUGAACAAAUCCAAUAAAGGAGUUCAAGUAUCAUUGAAAAAACAAUCGAGACCUAAACUAGUAACUAAACGAACACUUACUUCUAAGAAAUCCGUACCUGAUUUGAAAAAGACAAAAUCGAAUACAAAAACGUCAACUAAGAGUAAAAGAACGUCGCAAUUGUUCAAUAAAGACUGUCCCUGUUGCCACAAAAAUAAGGCUGACCACUCUUCGAAAACUUUGGAAAAAGACAAUAUCGAUCCUGCAAAAUUUCGACACACUAUCUGUGUAAAUGGCAGUCGAGACGAAAGCGAUGGGGAAUAUCUUUCGGACGAUGAAGUGAAGAAACUGAGGAAAUUCCGGGAACAAAACUACUUCGAUACUCACGGAUCGAAUCAUACUUUAUUGCCAUCUAAAUCUUCGGGAUCCUUGCAACAGUAUUUGCUAAACGACAGACUCUUCCCCGAGUAUGCGGACACUAUUCAUAAGAAAGAUUUAGUCGUAACGAUGCCAGCUUGUGCCACUUUACAGCGAAAACGUAUGCAUUACUUCCCUCGGUACAUUGUACAUCAAGAGAAACCAAACAACACCACGAAUUGUAAAAAGAAACGCUGUCAAAGUUGCCCCUUGACUGGACAUGCUAUAGAUCUUGGAAUUACAAAAAUGAGACCACCGUUAAACAGCUUGGCUCUCAAGUAUCAAAAACGACUGCCGUAACAAAAAUGAUUUUUCUUUAAAUAAACAGUACCUUAUAUUAAGGGUGGGAUGAAGUGAAUUGAGCCCUUGGCUCUUGAAUGCAUUUAUUCUCUUUUUAAUCAUUCUAUAGAACCAGAUUCAAUUUACUUCGUCUCGACUAUCUCAUUUUGUAUAGAAUUUUGAAUGUAAAUUACGAUAAUAAAAUCAUGUAAUAGGAAUUGAAUACUGAUCGAGAACGAAUGUAGCAAUAACUUGGGAAACACGUUAUCUUAUUGUAUCGGUGCUUUUCCAUGGGACAUUGCAAAGCAGGUUUUGCAUUGAAUGAGAAGAGACGGAGCUUCGUUUUAGAGAGCAGAAAGGAGAAAGUAUAACACGCGAAUAAGAUGUUUCUUUUUAAUGCGCAUAGUGGCAUACGUGAUAUCAUCCACAUCCAGAAAUCUCGUAGAUGCAGCCCGUAUUUCGUGGCCAUGACGAAUACGCGACCUUUAACGAGUUCAAGCUCACGGUAUGCAAAUUUCUGAUGAAUAAAAGAUGUGGGAAACAAUGCAAUUUAUUUGUGCAUAUAAUUAAAUGCGCGGAUCAUUGGAUGAUUUUAUAGAGACGAAGCAUGUAAUCCUAGAAUUUUUUUUAUGUCAUAUUGAAUACGUAAUACUUGUAUUGUGAUAAGUAAACGAACCAAAAUUUUAUUUAACCGUUUAGGACUAUAUUUUAUAAUACG
Colletes gigas is the source of this 2353-nucleotide messenger RNA. RefSeq lists its product as uncharacterized. Bases 106 to 1656 code for a protein of 516 amino acids. The transcript is spliced from 3 exons. The record is from RefSeq and is a predicted model, not a curated record. Lineage: Eukaryota; Metazoa; Arthropoda; Insecta; Hymenoptera; Colletidae.